AUGCAACAACCACAAUCAAAGUUUGCCCAAAAGCAUCCAUAUCAUUUCAGUACCACAUCUUCAGUAUAUGAUCAAAAUGAUAAUAACCCUUAUAAGGGAAGUACUGAUGUAAUUGCUGAAGAACCAUCAAUUGAAACAAGUUCAAAUAAAAUACCCAAUUCAAGCCAAGAUCUGUUUGGAAUUCAGUCUAUCAAUUCAUUCAAUUCCAUCAGUCCUAACAAUCAAGUAGAUGAAGACGUUACCCCGAAGAUUCCUCAAAUAAGUAAUUAUAAAGAUCAAUUGGAUGAUAAAACUCCUUUGAUGAAUGAAUCAGCCACAUUUAAUCGUUUGAGUCAAACCAGUAGUCCUAUAUCACCAAACCAAGUAAGCCCGAAUCUAGGUCAAUCAUUUCCAAAACAGAAUUUGAAUAAUAAAUUCAAAAGAUUAUCAGUGACUUUGCAAUCAUCAAGUUUAAAUGCAUCUGAUGGAUCUCAUAAAUUUAUGAAUAACUUUAACAACAAUGUUAGAUCAAGUAUGAUUGAACAACAACAACAGCAACCUCCAGAACAUUCAAAGAAUAAUAGAGUUAGUAUCUAUUAUAAUAAGAUUAACGAUGCGGUAGUUGAAGAUGAAGGAAAUAAUACUCAUGAUAUAGUUAGAGAAAAUUCUUUUAAAGCUCAUGAAACAGUUUCAAUUACUAGUUCUGUAAGUAAUAGAUCUAGUUUUGUAAGUACAGAAGAAUCUAAACAUUCUACUUCUGAGAGUUAUGAAUCAUCAUCCAAUUCAGCCUUUAAUUUUACUAAUAAUCCUGGUAAAGUUGUUCCAUUGAAAGUCGUUAAAAAUACUUCAAUUCCAAUGGAUGAAAUACCUGCUAGAAAAGAUUUACUUAAAAAGCUGAAGCAAGAAGAAUUAGAUAAUGAUUUUAAAGGACUUAAUAUCAGUUACAAAGAGAAAUCCGAUCAAACUUUAUAUCAUGAUGCUGAAAGUCAUAGCAGUGAUACGAAACUAGAUCAACCAAUAGAUAGACGUGAAGACAUAAACAAUAUGGGACAAGAUGAUGAAGACCUUUCUUCAUUAUUUGUUCGAGCUUUACACCCAUUUGAUUCAUCAAUCCUACAAAGUGAGGCCGAUGCUUCAAUUUGUCUUGCAUUUGAAAAAGACGAUUUGGCAGUGGUUCACACUAUCGAUGAAAGUGGAUGGGGUGAAGUUACCUUGAUUGAAACUCUACAAAGAGGUUGGGUUCCAAUGAAUUUCUUCAAAUUUGCUAUUGAUGAUAAUGAUGAUAGUGAUGAAGAUUAUGAAUUCGAAGAAGAAAAUGAAAAUUUUGAUGAUGGUAAAAUUCCAAACAGUGCAUUCUUAAAACCAUUAUUCGAUUCAUGUGGGAAAUUUUUGAUUAAUCCAUUAUGUCAUAAAAAUCGUUAUGGUAACUAUACUUUUUCAAUUAGAAUUAUCAAUUCUGUCAGGGAUGGAGUUAAAAUGUUAUUAGAAGAUACCGAUUGUAUAUCUAGAUCUAGUGAGAUCGUAACUAAAAGACCUAUAGUCAGAAAGGCAAGGAAAUCAUUAUUAAGUGAUUGGUAUAAUUUGAUGGUCAAAGCUAAUGAUUUCAAAGGAACUUCAAAUUUCAAUAAAAUUGAGAUCUUAACUUUGAUGAUUUAUCAAGUUAUUAGAAGAUCAAUUGAAUUCUUGAAAAUAUGGUCAAUUGAAAGUAAACAAAUCAUUAAGAAAGAAAAUGAAAAGAAAUUACAAAACGAUAUGAAUAAUUAUCCUUUAUUACCAACUCCUCCAUUAGCAAAGGAAAGAGUUACUGAAAUCAAUGGAAUCUUAUAUUCAUAUCUUGGAUUAAUCAUUGGAAGAUUAGAUCUUAUUGAACAUAAUUCUGUUGGAUGUGAUUUGUUAGAAACUUUAACUCAUCAUAUAAUCUUAUUAUUAAGAGAAUUGUUGUUCAUUUCAAGAACAGGAUCCGAUGCAUCAUCUAAAAAACCUUCGAAUUUAGAUAAUUCUUUGGAUAAUCUUUUAUCUUUAGUAAGUGAUUUAGUUACAGCAGUCAAAUGUUUAGUUAUUAAAACAUUGAAUGAAUCAGUUGAUGAUCAAAGAUACCAAAUUAACCAUAAUCAAUUACAACAAAUCAAACAGGAUGAAACCAAAUCUAAAAAUGUUUAUGAUUAUUAUUAUACACCUGAAGGAGGAGAAUUAAUUCAAAUUUGUGCUAAAAUGAUUAAAGAAAUUCAUUUAACUGUGUUAUCAGUCAGAAAAUUGUUUCAAAUAACUGGUAAUUUCAAAUUAAAUGCCCAAAGAUCAUAUCCUGAUUAUUCAAAGAUGAGAAUAGAACCAGUUGAAUUCAUUCGUCAAUGUAGUAUUGGUAUUGCUAAAUCUAAUACUAUUAAGAAUCGUCAAUUGAAAAGUAUUCAACCAACGAAUAAGAAUGUUUCAAAUAGAUAUUCAAUUAUGAGAUCAGGCAAAACAGGAGAAUUAUCAUUAACUCCAGGAGGUGCUGGAUUAUUACAUGAUGUAUUAUUAAAUGAUAUUGAUGGAUCAUUUUCAAAAGAUCAAGAUUUUGCUAAAUUUACUGAUUCUAAACCACGAGAAAAUAUCUAUAAUCAUCAAGAUAAUGAAGUUAAAGUUGAAAAUGAAUUAUUGGUUGAUGCUCAAGCCAAAUUAUUAGGGGCUUCAUUCAAAGGAUUGGUUUAUAUUUUAACUAAUGAAGAUGCUCCACCUGAUCAUUUUUUCAUUUCAACUUUCUUCCUUUUCUUUAGAUAUUUUGCUAAUGGUAAUGAUUUAGUUGAAGAAUUGAUUACAAGAUUUGAUAUGCAAAAUACUUUCUCCAAAAAUCCUAAAACUAAAGAUAUUGUUAACGGUGAUUUGAAAUUGAAAAAUCGUAGAAAAGCCGUUUUACAAAUAUUUGAAAUUUGGUUAAGUAGUUAUUGGAAUUUUGAUACUGAUUAUCAUUUAUUACCAACAUUAAUUAAUUUCUUCAAUGAAGGAGUUACUCAAUUCUUACCAAUUCAUGCUAUGAAAUUAUUAGAUAUAUCAGCAUUAUUAUCAUCAAAACCAUUAACUGAAAAGACUCCAAUACCAAAAUAUAGAAGAAAUAGUCAUCAAUUGAUUAAAAGAAGAAUUUCAAUGACUGGUGUUGCUAUUAAAAGUAUUGAAAUUACCGACAGUUCAAGAUAUUCAAUGACUUAUGAUUAUGAUUUAUCUCAUAGUAAUACUAAUUCUUCAACAUCAUCAAUUCAAUCAGUUACUUUACCAUUCAUUGAAACUCCAAAUGAAAAUACUAAAAAUCAAAUUUCAACUAUUGAAAAAUUAGAUUUAACUUAUAGAGCAGUUAUUGGUAAUAAAUGGUGUCAAAAUAAUUAUAUUAAUGAUAAACAUUAUAUACCACUUGAAUUAUCACAAAUUUUACCUAAUUGGUGUGAAAUUUGUGAUGAAAGUUGGGUUUUAACAAGUUAUAGACCAAAUUUGAUGGAUUUUAAACCAGCUGAAUUAUCAAGACAAUUAACCAUCAUUGAAUCUUUUAUUUUUUGUAAUAUUAAACCCAUUGAAUUAUUACAUGAAAAUUAUUCAGCUAAGAGAUCUAACUUAAAAUUAGCUCCAAAUGUUAGACAAUCAUUAUUAUUCACAAAUUGUUUAUCAGCUUAUGUUUUGGAAUCUAUUUUACAACCAAAUAUUACUAAUAAAUCAAGAUUACAAUAUAUUCAAUUUUGGUUAGAAAUCGGUAUUAAAUGUGUUAAUUUAAGAAAUUAUAAUUCAUUGGCUGCUAUUAUAACUUCAUUACAAAGUCAUUUAAUUACAAGAUUAACUAAAUUAUGGGAUGAAUUAUCAUCAGAAUAUUUUGACUUGUAUGAAUAUUUAUCAGGAAUAAUUCACCCUAAUAAGAAUUAUACUGUUUAUAGAUCCAAAUUAAGAAAUUUAAUGACUAAUGAAACAAGUUUACCAAAAGUUCCAUAUUUCCCAUUAUUUUUACAAGAUUUAACUUUCAUUAGUGAAGGUAAUCCAAAUUUCAGAAAAGGUAAUGAUUUCUUAAAUAAGAAGUUGAUUAAUAUUGAUAAAUAUUUAAAGAUUACUAGAAUUGUAGCUGACAUUGAAAGUUUACAAAUUCCAUAUCCAACAAUCAUUUCUAAUGAUAGUAAUAAUAAUUUGACUAUUCAACCAAUGCCUGCAUUACAAGAACUUAUAUUGUUAGAAUUGUGGAAAGUCAAUCAAGUAAAUAAGAAGGAAGAAGAUCGUUCAUGGAAAUUAAGUUGUGUGAUUCAACCUCGUGAUGCCAACUAG
This is a messenger RNA of Yamadazyma jaroonii, 4251 nucleotides long. The record is from the annotation of a GenBank genome assembly. NCBI's taxonomy places the organism in Eukaryota, Fungi, Ascomycota, Pichiomycetes, Serinales, Debaryomycetaceae.